GCUUUCAAAUAAAAGAAUUAAAAUAAAUGAGAAAAGCUUGAAGUACGGGAGCCCCGGAGUGUAUAGACUGGUGAUUUAAACAAUACAAGUUGGAAUAAGAAAUCAAUUUUACAGUGCUUUUUGAAUAGAAGCGGUCCUGAUUUCGCUCUUCUAACCAAGAAAAUUUUUUAAAGCCUUUUUGACAAUUUUAUCAACAAGUUGUUGAAGACUAUAAUCAGAUUUAAGAAAAAAUCCGAGAAAGAACAGUGCUACCGACAUCAGACACUUUGUAAAGAUGGAUUUUAAAGAUUUUAUUCAUACUGUCCUAGAAAUUAUAUUUGUUGACAUAAAGCUGUAAAGAUUUGAAUGGUAAGUCGUCAGAUUUUGUUGCUAUGGUAAUUAGGUAAUUUGUUUCACUAUUACUUAAAAAGCCUCUGAAGAAAAAGUGAGUUUGAUUCGCUGUUAACCAACGGAUAGUCCUGCUUUGAUAUGAAUUUUUAGACUGUGAAGAGCAAACAAGGAUUGUUGUUUUUUCACCACGCGAAGGUAGAGAAGUCCAGCCAAAACGUGUUCUUGCAAACAAUAGAAAAAACGUUUUUCUUUGACACGAAACACAUGUAUUUACCUCGAAAACAUAAAUUUAUUCAAGAUUGGAAUUUAUUGAAGUUUAUGGAAGAUAAAAUUUAUUGAGGACAGAUCAAAUAUCAAGAGAUCAAUUUUCAAGACGUUUUCUUAAAGUUCAUACAUAGGUUAAAAAAAGAGCAUUGCAAAGGAACCAAAUUUAUAGUUGCAAAAAACUUUACGUAAAUGUAUUUAUACACCACCCGCGUUUUGUUUACAGCAUUAUUCUAUGUAUGGUGUUGUAACACUUCUUUGGGGUUCUAUCGUAUUGUUGAAACUAGAUAUCCAAACGGAACUGGAUACGGGAGGAUAGACCGUGAGGAAAUCAUCAUACAGAAUACUAAUGAUAAAGAUGUUUCCAAAACAACUAAAGCAGACAAUGGGGAAAUAGUAACUACGUAUUCUUUGGAAAAGCUAAAUCCUGGUAUAAGAAUCUUCAGAAGACAACAAGGUUUGUUAAAACAGACAAAGCGAAGAAUGAAGAAAAGGCGUCGGUGUCAAGCAGACAAAGAUUGCAGUGGUGUAAAAAGAUGCAAUAGAUACAAUCGACUUUGUGAACGAUGUCGUAUUUUUAAUGAACUUUGCAGAAGAGAUGCGAACUGCUGCGCAGGACGGAAAUGUAUGUGGGGAAGAUGUCGGAAUGCAAAACACGACGGAACCGAGAUGAGCAUCUGUCGUCAUGAUAGAAACUGCUCGAAGGGAUAUUGUUGUGCGCGAGAACACGGUCAGAGUGUUUGUAAGAAAUUCCUCGCAGAAAAUGAAAGCUGUGAGAGAACCGCUGGAGGAUUGAUGUUUAGCAUUCACCAUAGCUGUCCUUGCAGACGAGGAUUAUAUUGCAAGAAGAAACCAAAGACGAGCGGUAGAAUAUGCAUGAGGUGAAAACCACCUGGUUAAAGUGGAAGAUUCAAAUUUAAUGGAAUUUAGUGCGUGUGUGUGUGUGUGUGCCCCGCUGUGUCAAAGAGGGCGUGAGAGGGCGUGAAAAAUCAACGAUGUCGUCAAAUAACCGAAGACAAAAGUUGACGGAAGCAGAUUUCAGUGUAGAUAUAAACGAUGAGUCAGCAAAAAAAUGUUAAUAAAGAACACGAGAACAAUAAAGUAAAUUAAAAAAAACAGCAGUUAUAAUAUAAUUUUGUAAAGUAGAUAAUUAGAAAGACUAUUUAUUAGAUAAAACAACGAAAUUAAGAAGAGAAUAGUCUUGAUGUGUUAACCUCGUUCCCGAAGUCCCUUGCUCAAAGCCUUUACCGCAACCUUGUCCACCCUAACAAGUCAUGGAGACUUACUUUAGCGCGUUUUCUGGUUACCGCUUAUAGAAUAUUUCUAGCAAAAAUUGGUUUUAUUUUUCUCCAAUACUAAGAAAGUAGGACAUACUUGUGGCCCAAAAAAGAAUCUUACAUUAUGGCAAAAGUUCUAUUUAAAAGAAGUCUCUUAUACCUUGUAAAAGACUCAAAAAGACCGAGAAAUAUCUGUUCCACUCCUAACCCGUAAAAAAUUAAUCCAUUUAAUGCUUUUUU
Molecule: messenger RNA, 2111 nt
Organism: Hydractinia symbiolongicarpus
Lineage: Eukaryota; Metazoa; Cnidaria; Hydrozoa; Anthoathecata; Hydractiniidae
Product: dickkopf-related protein 3-like
Exons: 3
Coding region: 787-1479 (230 amino acids)
Biological process (GO): multicellular organism development; negative regulation of canonical Wnt signaling pathway
Cellular component (GO): extracellular region
Molecular function (GO): receptor antagonist activity; co-receptor binding
Source: RefSeq, a predicted model, not a curated record